Molecule: messenger RNA, 982 nt
Organism: Polistes canadensis
Lineage: Eukaryota; Metazoa; Arthropoda; Insecta; Hymenoptera; Vespidae
Product: probable serine/threonine-protein kinase clkA
Exons: 3
Coding region: 25-939 (304 amino acids)
Source: RefSeq, a predicted model, not a curated record
UAGAAUUUUUUCGGGAUUGAAAAAAUGAUAUUUAUACGUAACGUUUUAUUAUUAAUUUUCAUUCGACAUUGCGUUUGUUCCUAUUACGAUCCGGGUACCAAUUUAGAAAAAGAUAAAUUGCAACAGGUUCAUUUGAAUAAAGAACAAUCAAGUAAACAGGAUAGUUCUUUGUACGAUAAAGAUUUGUCGGCUAAUCAUGAAAAAAAAGAAAAUGUUGCACGUUACAACGAGCAGGAUAAAUCACGCGAAGGAUUCGAUAAAGACAGACAUUCAUCCGGGCGUGUUGAAAUUACGAAAGAAUCCGAUAACUCGUUUCAAAAACACGGUAAUGGUUAUUACAAAAAAGGUUUUCAUAAUACCGGUUUUAGUAAUAGUUAUCACAAAGAUGAGGCAGGUAAUAAAACGAAUUUUUACGAGGAUAGCCAUGACGAAAAAGGACAUAAAUCUUAUGACAAAAACAAUGAUUUUUACGAGAACAAUUUGAAGGAUCAUUUCAGAGAUGGAUUACACGAUGCUUCUUUUAAAGAAAAAAAUAAAGCUGAACAUAGGAAUUACGAUAACGGUCAAAGAUACGAUGAUUUACGCGCUCGUUACGAUGAAUUUCAAAAUAAUCACCGAUACGAUGACGGACGAAAAUAUUUUCACGACGAUGUUGGAAGAUAUGACGAUAGAAAUCGUCAUUAUCAUUUGCGAGAUUAUGAUUAUUAUCAACGUAAUCCAUAUUUGUAUCAAAAUUAUCGUUUUAACAUUCAUCCGAAAUAUUAUUACGAAAAUCCAAACCAUAUCGGAAUUUUAAGACAUUAUCGCGGUUAUUAUCCAUACUUUCUUAAUCGAAAGUUUUAUUAUCCAUAUGAAGAUUAUUAUGGUGGUUUGUAUAGCAAUCAUUAUGAUAUUGAUUUAAAAAAUAAUAGACAUUUGCCUUACCAUGGUCGUUAUUAACAUUAGAAAUUACGAAUGAGUAUUGUUCAACCAUUACAAGUAG